ACCACUGCACUCCAGCCUGGGUGACAAAGCAAGAUCCUGUCUCAAAUAAAAGGAGAAAGAGAAUGGGGAGGUGGACAGCUCACUGCAGCCUCGACCUCCCAGACUCAACAAUCCUCCCACAUCAGCCCCCUGAGUAGCUAGGAUUAUAGCUAAUUAAAAAAAAAUAAAAAUUAGAGGCAAGGUCUCACUUUGCUCCCCAGGCUGGCCUUGAACUCCUGGGAUCAAGAGAUCCUCCCGCCUCAGCCUCCCAAAGUGCUGAGAUUAUAGGCAUGAGCCACCAAACCAUGCAUCUCUUUCUCCCUUUAAGAGGUCCAGUUACCUCUUUGAAAAUUAGAACAGAACUCAGCUCUUUCCCCUACUGUUAGUAGUUACUAAAUAAAAUCUGAUUCACUGCUUUAACUGGUGUCUGGCUUUUUAAUUUUUAAUUUUUUUUUUUAGAGAUGGAGUCUCACUCUUUCACCCCGUCUGCAAUGCAGUGGUGUGGUUACUGCUCACUGCAACCUUGACCUCCCAAGUUCAAGUGAUCCUCUCGCCUCAGCCUCCUGAGUAGCUGGGACUACAGGCAUACACCACCAUGUCCAGGUGCCCAUGGUAAGGGUGUCUCUGAUGAGACCAACUGGAAUCAAGGUGCAGAUUGAGUCUGCACUGCCCAGACUAACACCUUUGCUUUCUGGAUCGAUCGUUGUGCCAGACAUGGCAGCACACCGACCACAGACUGGGCACCCAGUAGAGAACUCUGCUUCAGAUGCACAAGCUAUCACUGCAUGCCAGACUUGUGACUCCUAAUAAAAGGAAUAACAGGUUACAGUGCUGUUAUCCUGGUCCAAUCAACUGAUUCUGGCACAUGAAACUAGAACUCCUUGAAUCUUGUCAUUAAGUAAUUAACCAGAACAGGAUCAACACACGUGUUCUCUACAGCCUUUCCAUGGAUCCUUUCCGACCAUCGUUGAGGGGCCAGUCUCCUAUCCACCCAUCCCAGUUCCAGGCUGUACGGAUGUCAGGCUGUUGGCCACAAGCUUCUAAACCUUUGGACCCAGCUCUGGGCAGGGGAGCACCUGCAGGCAGAGGCCAUGUAUUUGGAAAGCCAGAGGAACCAAGCACACAGAGGGGGCCAGCACAAAGGGAGUCUGUGGGUUUGGUCUCCAUGUUCCGAGGCCUGGGCAUUGAAACAGUUUCUAAGACCCCUCUGAAACAAGAAAUGCUUCCAUCAGGUAGAGGCAUUUUAGGUCGAGGCUUGUCUGCUAAUCUGGUACGCAAGGACAGGGAGGAGCUCUCUCCCACUUUUUGGGAUCCAAAAGUGCUGGCAGCUGGGGACAGCAAGAUGGCAGAGGCCUCCGUUGGUUGGAGUAGGAUGCUUGGAAGAGGAAGUUCGGAUGCUUCUUUAUUACCACUGGGAAGAGCAGCAGGUGGUAUCGGCAGAGGAGUGGACAAGCCUGCCUGUGCCUUCAGCACACCGUCCCGGGGUCCCCCGCAGCUGUCAUCGCCACCAGCUCUGCCCCUGUCUCCCUUGCACUCUCCAGAUCGCUCUCUGGUCCUGACUGUGGAACACAAGGAAAAAGAGCUUAUUGUGAAGCAGGGAUCAAAAGGAACACCUCAGUCUUUGGGACUGAACCUCGUCAAAAUACAAUGUCAUAAUGAAGCAGUUUAUCAAUAUCACGUGACUUUCAGCCCCAAUGUGGAGUGCAAAAGCAUGAGGUUCGGCAUGUUGAAGGACCAUCAAGCUGUCACCGGCAACGUCACUGCGUUUGAUGGAUCUAUUCUCUAUCUGCCUGUUAAGCUUCAACAAGUUCUUGAGUUAAAAAGUCAAAGGAAAACAGACAGUGCUGAAAUCAGCAUUAAGAUUCAGAUGACAAAGAUCCUGGAGCCCUGCUCUGACCUGUGCAUUCCCUUCUACAACGUUGUUUUCCGUCGGGUAAUGAAACUUUUAGAUAUGAAGCUUGUGGGGAGAAACUUUUAUGACCCUACAAGUGCUAUGGUACUACAGCAACACAGAUUGCAGAUCUGGCCAGGCUAUGCAGCUAGCAUCCGAAGGACAGACGGAGGGCUCUUCCUGCUGGCUGAUGUCUCCCAUAAGGUCAUUCGGAAUGACUCUGUGCUGGAUGUCAUGCAUGCCAUUUAUCAGCAGAAUAAAGAACACUUCCAGGAUGAGUGUACUAAGCUUCUGGUUGGCAAUAUUGUUAUCACCCGAUAUAACAAUCGUACCUAUCGUAUUGAUGAUGUGGAUUGGAAUAAGACUCCAAAGGAUAGCUUCACGAUGUCUGAUGGGAAAGAGAUCACAUUCUUGGAAUACUACAGCAAAAAUUAUGGGAUCACAGUUAAGGAAGAGGACCAGCCACUGCUGAUUCACAGGCCCAGUGAGAGACAGAAUAAUCAUGGGAUGCUGCUAAAAGGGGAAAUCCUGCUGCUGCCCGAGCUUUCUUUUAUGACCGGAAUCCCAGAGAAGAUGAAGAAGGACUUCAGAGCCAUGAAGGAUUUGGCCCAGCAAAUCAAUCUGAGCCCCAAGCAACACCAUAGUGCUUUGGAAUGCUUGCUGCAAAGAAUUGCAAAGAACGAGGCAGCCACCAAUGAACUGAUGCGUUGGGGGCUCCGUCUGCAAAAGGAUGUACAUAAGAUUGAAGGACGUGUUCUACCAAUGGAAAGAAUUAACUUAAAAAAUACUUCGUUUAUCACAUCUCAGGAACUAAACUGGGUUAAGGAAGUAACCAGAGACCCUUCCAUCUUGACUAUCCCCAUGCAUUUCUGGGCACUUUUUUACCCAAAGAGAGCAAUGGACCAGGCUCGAGAACUGGUCAACAUGUUGGAGAAGAUAGCUGGCCCCAUUGGCAUGCGUAUGAGCCCACCGGCCUGGGUUGAACUAAAGGAUGACCGAAUAGAGACCUAUGUCAGAACCAUUCAAUCCACGUUAGGAGCUGAGGGGAAGAUACAGAUGGUUGUUUGCAUCAUCAUGGGCACACGUGAUGAUCUCUAUGGGGCCAUCAAGAAGCUGUGCUGUGUGCAGUCCCCAGUGCCCUCCCAGGUUGUCAAUGUUCGAACCAUUGGUCAGCCCACCAGGCUUCGGAGUGUGGCCCAGAAGAUUUUACUUCAGAUUAACUGUAAAUUGGGUGGUGAGCUCUGGGGAGUGGAUAUUCCUCUGAAACAGUUAAUGGUGAUCGGGAUGGAUGUUUACCAUGACCCCAGUAGAGGCAUGCGCUCCGUGGUUGGCUUCGUGGCAAGCAUCAAUCUCACCCUCACAAAAUGGUAUUCCCGGGUGGUGUUCCAGAUGCCGCAUCAGGAGAUUGUGGACAGCCUGAAGCUAUGCCUCGUGGGCUCCUUAAAAAAGUUUUAUGAGGUGAACCACUGUCUACCAGAGAAGAUUGUGGUGUACCGUGAUGGAGUGUCUGAUGGCCAACUGAAGACAGUUGCCAACUAUGAGAUUCCUCAACUACAGAAGUGUUUUGAAGCUUUUGAGAAUUAUCAGCCCAAGAUGGUGGUGUUUGUAGUUCAGAAGAAAAUCAGUACUAAUCUAUAUCUGGCUGCUUCUCAGAACUUUGUGACUCCCACUCCUGGAACUGUGGUAGAUCAUACAAUAACAAGCUGUGAGUGGGUGGAUUUCUAUCUUCUUGCCCAUCAUGUACGGCAGGGCUGUGGCAUUCCUACGCAUUAUGUCUGUGUUCUCAACACCGCAAACCUGAGCCCUGAUCAUAUGCAGAGGCUGACUUUCAAAAUGUGCCACAUGUACUGGAAUUGGCCUGGCACCAUCAGAGUUCCAGCUCCUUGCAAGUAUGCCCACAAGCUAGCUUUCCUGUCAGGACACAUCUUGCAUCAUGAACCAGCCAUCCAGCUGUGUGAGAACCUGUUCUUCCUGUGACUGCACAGCUUGGAGAUGGGCUGGUGAGAAGAAAGGCAGCCUCUGAACUCAGCUGUGACUCUUGCAGAAUCAACAGAGACUGAAGUGGGCUUUUGUGUUAUAAUUUUCCCUUUCUCCAACCGUGUAGAAUAAGAUUUCUUUUUUGUCUUUUAAACCUAAUAUCACCAAGAAGCAAGUUUCUGAGUAACAGCUGAAAAUGGCCUUGUUGCCUGUGUAGAGCGAGUUACGGUGGUACUGCCACUCUGCAGGUGGAGCGGGUGACUCUGGGGGACCAUUAAGACCUCCAGACCGGGUGCAGUGGUUCACGCCUGUAAUCCAAGCACUUUGGGAGGCUGAGGCGGGUGGAUCAUGAGGUCAGGAGAUCAAGACCAUCUCCUGGCCAACAUGGUGAAACCCCAUCUCUACUAAAAUACAAAAAAAUUAGCCGGGCGUGGUGGUGCACGCCUGUAGUCUCAGCUACUCAGGAGGCUGAGGCAGGAGAAUCGCUUGAACCUGGGAGGUGGAGGUUGCAGUGAGCCGAGAUUGCGCCACUGCACUCCAGCCUGGUGACAAAGCAAGAUUGUCUCAAAAAAAAAAAAAAAAAAGCCAACAUGAGCUGCAGAAACCAGCAGAAGCAGCCAUCAUACUUCUAAGCUGUGCCAACUAAGUGGUUCCCAUUUCUGGAGCCAGAGAGGAUAAUUAAGUCAUUGCAAGUUUCCUGAAGAGAAUUACUCAGGCAGCUGGGAAAGGCAGUGGAAGGUCUGUGAAGCAAAGUUUUCAAGUAGAUAUUGCUAUUACUGGCAGGUGUGCAAGGCAUGUAGUAAAAUCAGUUUGUGGCAUAGGUAGGCCCUUGCUGACUAAAUCCUCUCUGGGGAUUGAAUUGAUGACGCCUGUGACUUGAGUUGAAUUCGAAAAUGGCUUCCCUUGGCCUCUUGAAAGAGUGCAGAUGAAGCCUUUUCCGUGGCUUUCAGUAACUUUCCAGCAUACCAUGACGAUUUCUUCCCCAAAUAUACACAUGCUCUUUUGCUCUUUGUGCCUGAUCUUCAGUAAUUUUUAGUUUUUUAACAGGUGGAAAAAAUCUAGCAGCUAGGAGAGUUCAAGUUGGGGUGGGAGUUUUUAGUGAACUUUUCUCCCAGGUGUGUGGCCUUUAUUUCUAUUUAUAUAUGUUUGUAAAUGGAAUUACCCCCUUUCUCUUGCAAAAUAACCUCUUCCUGGCUGUUGGCUCACUUUGCUGGAAUUUUUCUGAAUCCAGGUUAAGAUUUCCAGAAGUCAGCUUUGGAAAACGUGACACUCCUGUCAAAGUCCAGACGGUUCAGAAAGUUAUCACAUACCAUGGGUUUCAGUGUUUUUGGAAACCCGUUUUUUUUCUGUUUUUUUUUCCCCCUCUCUCCAUUUUAGAAUCUUCUCCCAGUCCCUUCGGGCCUAGUUCUGUCUCAUCUUGCUUUAUUGGGUUUUAAAAACCAGUCUUAUUUAAGCUUUUCUAAUUUGUACUUAUGUACUUAUUUAUUUUUUGGUAUGAUGGCAGGGAGAGGACAAAGCAGAAAUACCCCUUUUAUAUGACAAUGUGUGAGAAAAGAAACUUUAGCUUAAAACUCCUUAAAAUGUGCUCACUUCAGCAGCACAUACACUAAAAUUGAAAUGAUAUGGAGAAGAUUAGCAUAUAGAAAAAAGAAAAAAGAUUUCCUUAAAACAAGAAAACCAAGAAUGUUUUUGGUUUGUUGCGGUGCCCAGCAGAGGUUGAGGAGGGAUGGGUAUUGUUGGUGCCCUUCUGGUUUCAUUUGGAGUGUGGGACAUUAGGGUGAGACAAGGACCUGGAAUUUAAAAACCACAGGAUCAAACACUAUGAACCACUGGUCUCUGGCUAAACAGAUCAGUUUUCUGAUUUUCUUUGGAAGAGUUUUGAAUUUUUCUGUUGAAGUUGGAUUUCCUAAUACUCUUUUUCUCUUAGAUAAUCAGAACAAAUGGUUGAAUACAUUAUAAUACAAAAAUUUCUUUACUUUUUAUUCUUGGUUUUCUUGCCUCGUUUUUCGGUUUUAAUGCCAAAUGAUUGGGUCAUGGGGUGGGAAAUAAAAACAACUUUGUAUAAA
This is a messenger RNA of Pongo pygmaeus (Bornean orangutan), 5913 nucleotides long. It is a transcript of the gene PIWIL2, whose product is annotated as piwi like RNA-mediated gene silencing 2. The record is from RefSeq and is a predicted model, not a curated record. Lineage: Eukaryota; Metazoa; Chordata; Mammalia; Primates; Hominidae. Gene Ontology annotation, molecular function: protein binding; RNA binding. The coding region runs from base 926 to 3847 and encodes 973 amino acids. The transcript is spliced from 25 exons.